CGCCAUCACUGACUCUGUUCUGCCGCACAAGAAGAAGAAGGAAGUGGCACCGGAAGUGGCACCGGACGUGCUUUUUUACCUCCGGAAUCAACACAACAACCACGAUGGCGUCGACAGACGGAGAAACAAACCAUGAAACAGGCAAACUGGAAUUCUCUCUGGACGUUCCCUUCCCAUCGCCUCGCGAGGCCGCCGUCGCUCUGCGCUCCCUGUCUCCGGACCGAGAGCCGAGGAAGGGCGGCAUCAGCAAACAGCUCGCAGUGUCCGGCAGCAUGCUGUCUGUGAGGUGGAGCGCAGACGAAGCUCGAAUCCUCAGAGUGUCUGUGAGCUCGUUUCUGGAUCAUCUGUCGCUCGUCAUGGAGACCAUGGAGAUGUUUGGUCCCCCUGUUUCCCCGUGAAGUGACUCAUGACUCAGGACUGUUUUGAUCCUCUCGUCCUCCACUGGAGUUUCCAGUCCUGGGACACGACUCAGGUGUGACGUCUGGAAGGAAAACCGGUUGAAAGUGUGACGGAUGUUUGAGCAACUGGCAGCUUAAACUGUGCGCUGUAUGUUUAUUUUAACCAGUGAAAUCUGAUUGUUUGUGUAAGUGGCACUAAGCGGCCGGUGGUCUGACUGUGGUUUGGUUUUCAUUUAAACUUCUUUUGUAAAAAUAAAAGGCAGCAGAUCAGAAAGGUGCCAGCUGUACUGGAGCUGACAGGAGUGGUGGAUUAACCCGUGAGCUGGUCGACAGGAAGUUAAUUGGCCAUUAUUAUAUAAAAUCCUGAAAUGUGAGGAUUUUGUGUUUUGUGUCAUUGCAAAUCAAAUAUCGAACAAAACAACUGGGAAACUGCGAUGGACAUUUUUCACUAUUUUCUAUCAUUUUAUAGACUAAACAAUUAAUCGGUAAAACAAUCAACAGAUCAAUCGUUUACACUUUAUUUUAACCCCCGAUAUUUAUAAGCAGCAUAUAAACAUUUCAUAAAUGGUUUAUAACACACUAAACUGCAGUUUAAAGGUCUUUUUAAGUGUUUAUUAAUAUAUUUGUCAACAACUAUAACUCUUUCUGUGAAGCGUCCGUAAUUGGAUGCAGGCGUAUGAACAGAUAAUGAAUAUAGUAAAACACAGUUGUAAUAAUGUAAAAUAUGUUUUCAUUGUUGACAGAUACUGAACACUAAUAAACACUUAACAGUCCUUAUAUCUGCUCGUAACUACAUAAUAAUUGAUAUUAUUAUUUAUAUUUGAAGAUAAUAAUUAAUAAUUGCUUAUAAGUGAUAAAUAGGGGGGUUUAAGUAGACCUAAACUACAAUAAGAUGUUUGGUGGGCAAGUGAAUUGUAAUUGUGAUACAUUUUAAUUUGUGUGCUGAACAGCAUUUUUUCAUUAAAGAGUAAGUUGUUGAA
This is a messenger RNA of Siniperca chuatsi (mandarin fish), 1378 nucleotides long. RefSeq names its product EKC/KEOPS complex subunit LAGE3. Gene Ontology annotation, cellular component: EKC/KEOPS complex. The transcript has 3 exons. The record is from RefSeq and is a predicted model, not a curated record. NCBI's taxonomy places the organism in Eukaryota, Metazoa, Chordata, Actinopteri, Centrarchiformes, Sinipercidae. The coding region runs from base 105 to 398 and encodes 97 amino acids.